This is a messenger RNA of Monopterus albus (swamp eel), 3755 nucleotides long. RefSeq names its product FERM, RhoGEF and pleckstrin domain-containing protein 1-like. Gene Ontology annotation, cellular component: cytoskeleton. Gene Ontology annotation, molecular function: guanyl-nucleotide exchange factor activity; cytoskeletal protein binding. Bases 310 to 3444 code for a protein of 1044 amino acids. The transcript has 28 exons. The record is from RefSeq and is a predicted model, not a curated record. Lineage: Eukaryota; Metazoa; Chordata; Actinopteri; Synbranchiformes; Synbranchidae.
ACCUCCUUGUGGUGGCGCUGUCGGACUGACCUACUGGCGGUUUCUCAGCCAGAUACUGUUGGCCGAGUGUGGCUCUUCAUUGUUCCAGCUGAAAGCUCCGGGCUCGUUUUUCCACAUUUGUCUUAAUGGCUCCCAGGCGGAGACCACGUCCCACCUGAGAGGGAGCGGUUUAUGUGCGAAGAGAGGACGAGCAAACCAAAAGUUAGCCCCAGCACAGCACAGUGUGGGAUAUAGCGUCUGCGCUGUGGAUCCAGAAGAAAGAGAGAGUGAAGAGAGGUCCUUGCAGCUCAAGCGCCCCGUACUGUAGCCAUGGUCGAACCAGCUGACGGGCCAUCCACAGCCGGGCAGAGGCUAGGUGCCCCUGAAAGUUUUGGGGUGUCCUCCCUGGAGCCAGGUCUGCGCCCUCCAGCCCAGCCUCCAGGGAGACAGGUCUCCAUAAGGGUACAGAUGCUCGAUGACACACAGGAAGUCUUCCAGAUAUCACAACGUUCCCCUGGCAAAGUGCUUUUUGACCUGGUGUGUGCCCAUCUCAACCUGACAGAGGGGGACUAUUUUGGACUGGAGUACCAGGACCAGAGGAAGAUGACGGUGUGGCUGGAUCUGCUGAAGCCGACACUGAAACAGAUCAGACGGCCUAAAAACACCAUCCUUCGUUUUGUGGUGAAGUUCUUCCCUCCUGACCACACACAGCUCAUGGAGGAGCUGACUCGGUAUUUGUUUGCCCUGCAGAUAAAACGCGACCUGGCCUGUGGUCAUCUCAUCUGUAACGACACCAGUGCUGCUCUCAUGAUCUCACACAUCGUUCAGUCUGAGAUCGGAGACUUCGAUGAGACCCAGAGCUGGCAGCAUCUCCUCCACAAUAAGUACCUGCCCGACCAGGACGCCAUCAGGGACAAGAUCAUUGACUGCCACCGCAAGCACGUUGGGCAGACUCCAGCAGAGUCAGACUUCCAGCUGCUGGAAAUAGUUCGGCGGCUGGAGAUGUAUGGCGUUCGCCUUCACCCAGCUAAGGACCGAGAGGGAAUUAAACUCAGUCUGGCCGUAGCACACACCGGGGUUCUGGUUUUCCAGGGGUACACAAAAAUUAACACCUUCAACUGGUCCAAAAUUCGUAAACUCAGCUUCAAACGAAAAAGGUUCCUAAUCAAGCUGAGAGCAGACCCUACUCAGAAUACCCACCAUGACACGCUGGAGUUUGCCAUGGCCAGCAGGGAUUGCUGUAAGGUCUUCUGGAAGAUUUGCGUAGAGUAUCAUGCCUUCUUCAGGCUCUUUGAGGAGCCCAAACCCAAACCCAAGCCCAUCCUCUUCACCAGAGGAUCAUCAUUCCGGUUCAGUGGUCGAACCCAGAAGCAAAUCAUCGAUUAUGUGAAGGACUCAGAGCUGAAAAAAGUUCCAUUUGAAAGGAAACACAGUAAGAUUCUGUCCAACAGCAGCAUGUCCCCUCAGUCUUCUUCCUUCAGAUCACAAGUGCCAAAAGAGAGUGCCAUGUCUGUCCCUUUAGCAGACCAGCCUGACUCAGCCAGACUGGGCCAUCAAGCUGCAUCUUACAGUUCAGAUGAGCCAACUGCGGCCACAGCCUCCAGCAAUGGUUUCCACGAUAUACUGACAGCACCCUGCUCAGACCCGAUUCAGUCCAGACAGAACCACUGUGAUGCUGGAUUAGCACCGGACCAGCAGCUCCUCAACCCAGGUCCAUCCUGCAGGGCAAACAAAGAAAGUCCUGAUUCAGGUGACUCUCCACCCAGAAGUCCCCAUAUGGUAGUUAAUGGCAAUGGUUUGGUAAACGAGCAGGUGAAAUGCAGCACCGGUGUCCUGGGUCAGAGUCCUGAGAGACAGCAGCUAUCACCACUCACCAGCCCGCUGCUCACUGAAGCUGGCUACAUCCGCAAUGAUGAUGAAGAGGAGGCCAGGAGGAAGAAGUUCCCCACAGACAAGGCCUACUUCAUAGCCAAGGAGCUGUUGACCACAGAGCGGACCUACCUCAAAGACCUGCAGGUCAUCACAGAGUCCUUCCAGGGUGUUGUGGGGAAAGAUGAGGUCUUCCCAGACCCUGUGAGGAACAUGAUCUCUGCCAACUAUGACCCAGUCUACAAGUUUCACCAGGGAUUCCUCAAAGACGUGGAGCAGCGGCUGGCGCAGUGGGAGGGUCGAUCCAAUGCUCACAUAAAAGGAGACUACCAACGAAUUGGUGAUGUUUUACUGAAGAACACUCAGGGUUUGAGGCUGUUGACGAUUCAUCUCCAGAAACAUUCAGAGUGCCUGGUGGAACUGGAACGGGCCUGUAGGUCCAGUCGGAAGGUGGAGACUCUGUGUAGGGAGUUUGAGCAGCAGAGGGUGUGCUACCUGCCCUUCAACAUCUUCCUCCUGCGACCUCUCCACCGCCUGCUGCACUACAAACUCAUCCUGGAGAGGUUCUGUAAGCACUACCCGCCCACCCACGACGACUUCAGGGACUGUAGAGCGGCCCUGGCAGACAUCUCAGAGAUGGUGCUGCAGCUUCAAGGUGUCAUGAUGAAGAUGGAGAACUUCCAGAAGCUUCUAGAGCUGAAGAAAGAUCUAACCGGCAUCGACAGCCUCACCAUGCCUGGGAGGGAGUUUAUUAGGCUCGGUUGCCUCAGUAAACUCUCAGGGAAGGGUCUUCAGCAGAGAAUGUUCUUCCUGUUCAGUGAUUCCUUGGUGUACACCAGUCGAGGGAUGACCCCGUCCAACCAGUUCAGAGUUCAUGGCCAGCUGCCUCUCUAUGGCAUGACGAUCAGAGAAAGUGAGGAGGAGUGGGGAGUCCCUCAUUCAUUCACCUUGUUCGGGCAGCGCCAGUCUGUGGUGGUGGCAGCCAGCUGUGCAUCAGAGAUGGAGCGGUGGGUGGAGGACAUCAGAAUGGCGAUAGACCUGGCAGAACAGAGCAGCAGCCCGACCGCUGACCUGCUCCCCAGCAGCCUCUCUGACAGCAAGCUGUUGGAGGACGGUGGAGCUGAGCAGGAGUCAGAGGAGGAGCUCUGCGGUUCACGAUCAUCUCUGGAGCGACAGGGUCACCGUGGUAACACCAUCAUGCACGUCUGCUGGCAUCGCAACACCAGCGUGUCCAUGGUGGACUUCAGCAUUGCUGUUGAGAACCAGUUGUCAGGUAACCUGCUGAGGAAGUUUAAGAACAGUAACGGCUGGCAGAAGCUCUGGGUGGUCUUCACCAACUUCAGCCUCUUCUUCUAUAAGUCGCAUCAGGACGACUGCCCUCUGGCCAGCCUUCCUCUGCUGGGCUACUCUGUCACCGUCCCAUCUGAGUCAGAAAACAUCCACAAAGAUUACGUCUUCAAACUCCACUUUAAAUCCCAUGUCUACUACUUCAGAUCAGAGAGCGAGUACACGUUUGAAAGGUGGAUGGAGGUAAUCCGCAGUGCCACCUGCUCCGCCAGCCACUCCCUGCCAAGCACCAGGAAAGACCUUUACUGAUGAAUCCGACACUUACUCGGGGGGACCUGAACUUCAGACUACACAAACGAUUUGUGUAGCAGGUCUAUUCAUGUUGCACUCAGCAGGUGCUCAUAGACGCUAAUUAUUACCUCUGAACAGUCGAGUCACCCACUUCACCUUUUGUAUCAUUACACCGUCUCUGCACCACUGAUGUCUGAUUAGAGGCUGUGCUGCCACUCGUCCACCAUGUGUUUCAUGUCACUUGGUUUUCUUUGCCAAACUGGCAGAAUUCAGUCUUGCUGAUUUUUAGUUUUAUGUCUGUGCAACUGAUCAUUGUUCACACACACAUA